Mesocricetus auratus (golden hamster) is the source of this 353-nucleotide messenger RNA. It is a transcript of the gene Defb124, whose product is annotated as defensin beta 124. The transcript has 2 exons. Gene Ontology annotation, cellular component: extracellular region. Bases 86 to 301 code for a protein of 71 amino acids. Lineage: Eukaryota; Metazoa; Chordata; Mammalia; Rodentia; Cricetidae. Gene Ontology annotation, biological process: canonical NF-kappaB signal transduction; cellular response to peptidoglycan; positive regulation of chemokine (C-C motif) ligand 5 production. The record is from RefSeq and is a predicted model, not a curated record.
AAGCUGAGUAUGUAACAGACUGUAUGCUAGAUUUUUCUUCUGACUUGGUCCUGGUGGCCUCCCAGGAACUUGGUGCUUGGUGGCCAUGGCACAGUUGAUUCUGCUCGUUGUCGCUCUCCUGGUCCUGGGUCAUGUGCCACCAGGAAGCAGUGAAUUCAAACGGUGCUGGAAUGGCCAAGGGGCGUGCCGAACUUAUUGCAUGAGGCAAGAAACCUUCAUGCAUCUGUGUCCCGAUGCCUCCCUGUGCUGCCUCGCCUAUUCGCAAAAGCCUCCCGGUGUCCCCAAGAGCACAGAGAAGUAACUUGCUCUGGCUCUGGCAAACUCACUCCCCAAUAAAGUCCACGCUGCCACCA